Puntigrus tetrazona (Sumatra barb) is the source of this 1642-nucleotide messenger RNA. RefSeq names its product C-reactive protein 1 (gene crp1). Lineage: Eukaryota; Metazoa; Chordata; Actinopteri; Cypriniformes; Cyprinidae. The record is from RefSeq and is a predicted model, not a curated record.
CUCACUCCUGCGAAGCCUCUGAGUCUUUUGUCGUUCACUCUCUGCAUGCGUGUCUCGACGGAGCUCCAGGGCCAGAGGGAGAUCAUUCUGUUUGCCUACCGGACGUUUAGCGUGGACGAGCUGAACCUGUGGAGAGAGAAAGAUGGCCGUUUUUCCUUGUAUCUUCAGUCUAGUAGUGAUGCAGCUCUUCAGUCUCCCUCCUCUCUCCACCUUCCAGACUCACCUGUGCGUCACCUGGGAGUCUGGGACCGGUCUCACUGCCUUCUGGGUGGACGGACGUCGCAGUGUAUUACAGAUCUAUAGAAAAGGACUCUCGAUCCGUUCUGGCGGCACCGUCCUGCUCGGACAGGACGCUGAUAACUAUGUAGGUGCCUUUGACGCGGAGCAGAGUUUUGUGGGAGAAAUCACUGAUGUACAGAUGUGGGACUACGUCCUCUCUGGAAGUCAGAUUAAGGCGGUUUAUUCAAACAAGGAACCUUACGUGCCGAAGGGGAACGUGUUUGACUGGAACACCGUCAAAUAUGAUCUUGCAGUGGGUCUCGCUGGUAAAGUGCUUCUGUUCCCGUACGAGACCGAUUUCAGCUACGUGAAGCACCCGAAAAAGCCGCUGGGCCUCACGGCGUUCACGCUCUGCGCGCGCGUGGCGACGGAGCUCCAGGGCGAGCGGCAGAUCAUCCUCUUCGCCUACCGCACGCCCGACUUCGACGAGCUCAACGUGUGGAGAGAGAAAGACGGCCGCGUGUCGUUCUACCUCAGCGGCGACGGGGCGUUCUUCCACCUGCCUGCUCUCUCCACCUUCCGGGUUCACCUGUGCCUGACCUGGGCCUCGCGCAGCGGACUCACGGCCUUCUGGGUGGACGGCCGCCGCAGCGCCUUCCAGCUGUAUAAACCGGGCCACAGCAUCCGCCCGCAGGGCACCGCUCUGCUCGGACAGGACCCCGAUAAACACCUGGGGGACUUCGAGGCGGUGCAGAGUUUCGCCGGCGAGCUCACGGACCUGAACAUGUGGGACUACGUCCUCCCCGGAAACCAGAUCAAAGCGCUGUAUCUGAACCACGCGCAGCGCGUGCCGAGAGGGAACGUGUUUGAGUGGGGCACCAUCGAGUAUGAGAUCAAAGGAAACGUGCUAGUCGUGCAAGACGAUUAAAACAUUCAGUCACAAACGGCAAGCUGUUUCUUCACAGGAUGUCCUGUUUAAUUGGAAAUAAGACAAAAGUGUAACUUAAGGAUCACCUAAAAUAACCAGGUUUUGCAGAACGUGUCCCCGCAAGUCACCUUAGCGUUAGUAAGCCUACUAAUAUUUUUUCAUCCACAAAAAUGUUUUAUUUAUUUAGUUAUAUAUAUUUUUUAAAAGCCAAAUAAUGCAUUGAUCAGUCGUAACUCUGAUAUGAAACCUAGAAAUUUAAUAUCUCUUACGAAAAUGGAUGGUUUUGCUUCGAAUAAAAUCAUAAAUCAAGCGUGGAAAUUACAAAUUAUAAUUUUUUGCUACACUAACCAUUAGUUAAACCACGUUAUUUGUAGUAAUUGUAACAAAUAACUGACACGUAGUGUAUAUCAUUCGAUCUGGUCACUAAGGGAUCUGUAAGAACUUCAAUUAAAUGUAACAAUUUGUAACGGUGACGUAAUAAAUUCUAUUUGUCGA